Messenger RNA from Nilaparvata lugens (brown planthopper), 10054 nucleotides. RefSeq names its product HEAT repeat-containing protein 5B. NCBI's taxonomy places the organism in Eukaryota, Metazoa, Arthropoda, Insecta, Hemiptera, Delphacidae. The transcript is spliced from 39 exons. Gene Ontology annotation, cellular component: Golgi apparatus; endocytic vesicle; membrane. Bases 204 to 6515 code for a protein of 2103 amino acids. The record is from RefSeq and is a predicted model, not a curated record. Gene Ontology annotation, biological process: endocytosis; intracellular protein localization; retrograde transport, endosome to Golgi.
CAUGGUGGCACUGGAUUGCAUUGAGUAUUUUUUGAAGAUUGCAGAUUUUAUUCUCUGUUGUGUGGCGUGUCAGUGUUUGCUUGUGUGAUGUUUUUGGAUUUUGGGUGUUUCUGGAAGUGAUUCAUGGUGUCAAGUUAUUAGUUAAGUGGUUUAAAAACAUUUAAGAACUACUCUUGUCAGCAUAUUCCUGACUGGGAAGUGUAAUGAUGGAGCUUAGCCACAGUCUGACUUUGAACGAGGAAGCCCUCAAGCAGAUCCCAGAGGCCAAGCGACCCGUCUUCAUAUUUGAGUGGCUUCGCUUUCUUGACAAGGUCCUAGUCGCUGCACAAAAGGCGGAUAUAAAAGGAUGCCAGAAGAAGCUGGUGGAGCAGCUGAUGCAGCUGGUGCAGGAAUGCCCAGGUCCGCCGACACGCCGGCUGCUGGCCCGCUGCCUGGCAACGCUCUUCAGUGUCGGCGACACCUUUCUGCUCUUCGACACCGUCAACAAGUGCAACGACAUCUUGAAGAACAAAGACGACUCGCCUAGUUUCUUACCAACUAAGUUAGCCGCAAUUUGCUGUGUAGGCAGUAUGUAUGAAAAGUUGGGACGAAUGAUGGGCCGCAGUUACGAAGAGACUGUCUCCAUCCUGGUGAAGGCUCUCAGAAGCGCCGAAUCUCAGACUCGUAUUGAAAUCAUGUUGACGCUUGAAAAGGUUUGCUGUGGCAUGGGCAGUGCCAUUUCAAAUAUGCACAAAGAAAUCUAUAAGGCUGCCCGCCAUUGUCUUACUGACAGGGUUAUGGCUGUGAGGUGCGCUGCAUCAAAGUGUAUUUUGGAAAUGCUUAAGCAUGCGCCGUUUCUGUACACGAGUGAGCUGGAGAGCCUGGCUACACUGUGCUUCAGGGCAUUCGAUGGCUCCAACUACGAGGUGCGCUGCUGUGUGGCCAGGCUGCUUGGAGCUGCUAUUGCCACCACACAGAUGCACACCAAACCAAAUCCGGCCGCUGGUGUGGCACAGAACAAGAACGCGAACAAGAGUGUUUCGCUGGACGAGGCACUGGGCGUGCUGAUGGGGGGCUUCCUGAGGGGGGGCACUGGCUUCCUCAAGGGCACCGGAGAGAUCAUCAAGGGCAGCUCCAGUCUCAACCGUGAGGUUCGAGUUGGCGUCACACAUGCCUAUGUGGUGUUUGUGCAACUUGUUGGAGGCGCUUGGCUGGAGAGAAACCUGAAUCCUGUGCUGAACCACGUUCUCGACUUGGUCGCCAACCCGAAAGCAGCCUCCUCUCAUGUCGAUGCUGUCUAUUCUCGAAAAUGCAUCAACUUCAUACUGCGCAGUAUUCUUGGUCGGAUGCUCGGCGAAAAGGCACAGACAUCCGCUGUCAAAGAGAUGGCUCUAUUGGUUGCCAAACAGAUGAACUCAAUUGAUUUCAACCCAGAGAAUGCCAAAGACUGCAAUCAAGAAACACUGUUCGGUCAGCAUCUAUUGGUGUGUGCCCUUCAAGAAAUGGGAAGUCUCAUUCUAAGUCUGGGAACGACUGCCAACAACCUCUUGAAUGACCAGUCUUGCAAUUUGAUUGAAGCGACGAUGGCAGUUUUGAUCCAUCCAUGCCAGGCGGCAAGGUUGGCUGCAGCAUGGUGCUUGCGCUGCAUAUGUGUGGCCGUACCUAGCCAAAUCACACCUCUUAUUGACAGGUGUGUUGAGGGUAUUGAGAAUAUGCGAACAACAAGCGAAGCAAUAUCAGGAUACAGUGGAGCUCUAGCUGCUGUAUUGGGAGGAGUUAGAUUGUCCCCAUUAGGUGUACCUCAUACAAAAGGAAAGGUAAUCUUCAAUACAGCUGAAGAACUGUUGCGUAGUGCCAGUCAGAAUAGUCGACUCUCACUCAACCGAACCCAAGCAGGCUGGCUCCUCAUAGGUGCUAUAAUGACACUUGGUAUGCCAGUUGUUCGUGGCUUGCUGCCACGUAUGCUGCUUUUGUGGAGGAACUCGUUCCCCAGGUCCAACAAAGAGCUCGAAUCUGAAAAGGCCAGAGGAGAUGCUUUCACAUGGCAGGUAACAUUGGAAGGCAGAGCUGGGGCACUUUCAGCCAUGCACAGCUUCCUGCAGAACUGCCCUGAACUAGUAACUGAUGACAUCAUUCGCAGACUCCUCAACCCUAUUGAAUCGGCCCUAGCCAUGUUAAUCAACAUAUCCUCUGUUCUGAAAACAUACGGCCAACAUUUGAAGGCACCUGCUGCCAUGAUCCGUCUCAGACUCUACGAAACAUUAUCCCUCUUGCCUGCGCAAUCUUUUGAAGGCUCUUAUACGCACCUACUGCGUUUGCUAGUCUCCGAAUUCACGUUGGGUGAAAAUCCAGCAAAUACAACCACUUCUCAACUACGAGCCGCCUGUCAUGCCGAUGACUCAGUCAUUCUCGGCUCUUGGCUGCAACAAACCGAUCACAGGACCAUAGAAGAUCAGAUUUUUAUAGAGGACUUGCUACUUAAAAGAAGAGAUCCUCCAUUCCCUAAUAUACGGAAGGGGACUGACAUAUUAAAUUUAAAGAAUGUUAUGGAGCCAAACCGUAGAGCUGAUGGUGACCAUUUGCAGGGUACCAGUGCUGCUGGAUCGGGAGCCUUGGAGCAUGAUCCGUGCUGUCUUUAUAGGCCAGUAGCUAUGGGGGAAGUGAUGCCAGGCCCACUGCCUCUGGGCGUGGCGGUGAUCGACGCAUCGGUGUCGCUGUUCGGCUGCAUAAUGGCGCGCGUCUCCAACAAGCACCGGCUGCAGAUGUUGGGCCACUUCGGCGACUGCAUGAAGGCUGCCAAGUCGUGUCGCGCCGACGCCGUCACGCUCAACGUGUUCGCCGCACUGCUCGCCGGCAUCAAGGGCCUCGCCGACUCCAAGGCGUCCAUCGGCCAGGACGACGUUCGCAACGCGGCUACUGCGCUCAUUGUCGGCACCCUGACAAGCGGCAGUCCGGUGCUGCGUUGCGCGGCAGGCGAGUGUGUGGGGCGCUUGGCGCAGGUGGUUGGCGAUGCACGCUUCACAGCCGAACUGGCCCAGCUGAGCUUCGACCGCCUCAAGUCGGCCAGGGAUGUCGCCACUCGCACCGGCCACUCUCUCGCCCUUGGCUGCCUGCACCGCUAUGUCGGCGGCAUGGGCUCCAGUCAGCACCUCAACACCAGUGUCAGCAUCCUGCUGGCCCUCGCACAGGACUCUACCUCGCCUGUCGUUCAGGUGUGGUCGUUACAUGCAUUAGCACUAAUAGCUGACUCUGGUGGUCCGAUGUUCCGCGGUUAUGUGGAGCCGACUCUGUCUCUGACACUGAAACUGCUGCUGAAUGUGCCGCAGUCGCAUGUCGACGUACACCAGUGCAUUGGCCGCGUUUUGUCAGCUCUCAUCACUACUGUCGGACCCGAGCUACAAGGCAACACUACUUCGGUUUGCAUGGCCCGAUCAUCGUUCCUGUGCGCAUGCGCUAUAAUGCAGGAUCACCAGGACCCACUGGUGCAGGCGGAAGCAACGGCCUGCCUGCAACAGUUGCAUCUCUUUGCUCCCAGACAUGUCAAUCUCAGUUCGCUGGUUCCAACACUCUGUAGGACUCUAUCUAGCAGCCAUUUGAUGCUAAGAAAAGCGGCCGUCUCCUGCUUGAGGCAACUGUCUCAAAGAGAAGCCAAGGAAGUCUGUGAACAUGCUUUGACGCUUGUCAAUGAAAAUAGGGAAAACAAUGUUGAAGGACUGACGAUUACGGAGACAGGUCUACCAGGAAUGUUGUUUGCGAUGUUGGACUGUGAGACAGACAGCAGACUGAUCAAAGACAUCCACGACACAAUUAGCAGCAUGCUGCAAAUGCUGGCCGCCGACAAUCUGUCUCAGUGGCUUUCACUCUGUAAAGCCGUGCUCACAGUUGCUGCAGAAGCUGGACUGGGCGCUGAUGCGGACAAGGCAGCGAGCAGAAUGGGGGGUGCAGUGGCGGUGGCGGGGGACGAUGAUGAAGAGGUGGAUGACGACCAGUCAGAGUUCCACGCAGAGGGCGACACGACACGCGCCUCCGUCCAGCCAAGAUGGCCGACGCGCGUGUUCGCAGCCGAGUGCGUGCGCAAGGUCAUCGCUGCCUGUCAAGGUCAUCGCAACAACCCCGCCCACUUUGACCUCACGCUCGCCAAGGAGAUGCAGCUUACCAAGAGUCGAGGUGACUACUUGGUGCUGCACCUAUCAGACCUGGUGCGCAUGGCCUUUAUGGCAGCGACAAGUGACUCGGAUCCGCUGCGCCUGGAAGGCCUCCACACGCUGCACGAGGUCAUCGACAAGUUCGCCCAAGUGCCCGAGCCCGAGUUUCCCGGACAUCUGCUCCUCGAACAAUUCCAGGCUCAGGUGGGCGCGGCUCUGCGACCGGCGUUCGCGGCCGAGACGGCGUCGCACGUGACAGCGGCCGCGUGCCAGGUAUGUUCGGCGUGGAUCGGCAGCGGUGUGGCGCGUGACCUGAACGACCUGCGUCGCGUGCACCAGCUGCUCGUGUCGUCGCUCGCCAAACUGCAGCGCGCAUCCGAUACGCCGCACAUCUACAACGAGAGCCUCGCCACCCUCGAGCGCCUCUCUAUACUCAAGGCCUGGGCUGAGGUUUAUAUCGUGGCUAUGAUUGGGAAUGGCUCUGCUCCUGGCUGUACAAGUUCUCCGAUGCUGUCGAGUCCCACAACACCGACCAGUGACCCGAACAUCGACGACAAUGAAUUUGGAGAGUUCGAAUCGAGGGGUGAGAGUCUACUGACGCUGGUUCAGCCAGAGCUGGUCAGUUUGGCUCAACAUUGGCUUGCUGCUCUCAGGGAUCACGCUCUACUAUCGUUACCUCCAGAGUUCGCAAGCCAGCUGCCGCACGACGGAGGGGCGUUCUACACGGCGGACACGAUGGAGUCUUGCCGUCCUCACUACGCGGCCACAUGGCCUCCCUUGCUGCACGCUGCUGCACUCUGGCUCAACACCACUGGCUUCAGCUCCAACGACAAUGCAAGUGCUAACACAGCCGCCGCAGACAAGUUCCAUCUGCUUUUCGGUAUUUGCAUGGAAGCUUUGUGCAGCCCAAGGAUGUCGGAACCUCUGGAGAGUGUAAUAAUCUGCUUGAGAGCCCUGUACACGCUGCUAGACAAUCCUGAGCCAAGGAUCAUGCUACUUGUCGAUAAGAGUCUUGCAAUUGAGCUGUGCAACGUACUUCACAGGUUAUUGUUGACCAGAGAUAGCCCCGAAGCUCAUCUUUUGGUAAUGGAGGUUUUGAAACAGGUUAUGAAAGCUGCUCAAGAAACACUUGACUCGUCUAAAAAGAAGAAACUAAAAGAAAUGGCGCCGGCCAACCAAGAGGCGUCGGUGCGCGGGACAGUGGACUGUGAGGGAGAGGGGGGUGAAUGUGGUGAAUUGGUGCCCGGCUCGUCGCUGGCGUUCGCCGUCCUCGAAGUCUGCCUCUGUCUGCUCGUCAGGCAGCUGCCUGCACUCAACCCCUCCCCCUCGCCGAACCCCCCUGCCCCCAACCCCCACCCCUCGGCCCAGCUCAUCGCCUGCGCGCUCACCACCAUGCAAAUGCUGCCCAAGCUCUGUUCGCCGCUAGGUGCUAUAUCAAUCCUGCCGACAAUCCUGUACCUGACGACGGGAGUGCUGCGGGAGUGUGCGCUUAAGGAUGUGUCGGAUGAGGGGGUGCUGGCGCAGGGGGUGGCCGUGACGGCGGCACUACACUGCCUCAAGGCACUCGCCACCGACAAGUACAGCCUCGACGAGCGAUGCAGCCGGCAGUGGCGAGCUCUGCUGCAGAGUGCACUCGCCAAGCUCAUCGAUCUUGCCAAGACCGGAUCAGAUGACAAGAAGAUGGACGAGGUGACGAUGAUGCUGGCGAUGACUGUGUUGGUGCUGCACACGCCAGCUGACGUGGUGUCGGCGCCCAACCUCCAGUAUCCCUGCAUCAAUCACUUCCGCCAAUCACUGCAGAGCCCCAAUAUACAGGUGAGGGUGAAGUGUGUGCAGACACUACGCAGUAUAUUCUCACACAGUGAAAAGGCGGUAACAACUGGCUACAUCCAUGCUCUGGCUCCUAGAAUCGUGGAGUACCUCCAUUCAGAGGCCGCUCGGAAUCCCACAUCUGACAACGAACUGCUCCUCACUCUCGAGAGUAUCUACACCAUCGAAAGUCUAGUUCCUCUUUCUGAACCGAAACAUCGAGACGUGAUGCAAGGAAUCCAAAUGCUAUCAAUGCUCGUGCCAAUUGUAAUAGAUUGUCUCCUGGAAGGACCAGCUCUGAAAGAAGCCAAUCGAUUUUGUAAGAGCUUACAUGAACAGGCUCUACAGCUGCUGAUGAAAAUUGGACCUCAAUAUCCUCAGGAGUUCAAAGCACUGAUCAGCCAGUCGAGUGAGAUGAGAACGCGCCUGGAGUCGGCGGUGCGGACCAAUCAGCAGCAGCAGCAGCAGCAGCAGCAGAGAGCCAAAGCCGAGUCUGUCUCCACCAAGGCCCAAGGCCUCCACCACCCUUCAGCCGCACCAACAAUCAAGCUUAAGACUGACUUUAGAAAUUUCACUACCUAAACCCUGUACAGUAAUCAGUCUUUCAUUUUAUCGGCUAGUGUAGACGGCGUGCCGUUAACUCUAUCUCACCCACAGUUUGUCACAUGUAAUUUUGUCUCUCGUGUCAAUAAUACAGGGAAAACGGUAGUCCUUAGUUGUAUUAUGUUGAAUGAUUGAAUUAAUAAAUAAAUACAUUGAACAAAAAUAAAACUAGGAAAAUAUUUCAAUAGUGGCUGUGAUUCUGUUGUAAAGUUGAACAGAAAACUUUGAACUGAAAUUUUGUUCAGAUAAAGUAUUGCACCUGUCGAGUUACAAAAAUAUUGUAUUUCAACAAGUAUGUGAGCCCCAUUCAAGAUAUCAUUAUUCUCUGACUUUUUUUCUGUGCUGAAAUUUUAUGCUCAGCUCAGAGAGAUCCCGUAUUCUUCUAUUUAGUAGAUCUACUUAAUAUUCUUGAGAUUUAUAGAUACUGUAUUAGAAAUUGAAAAUUAAUUUUCUUGAUAACUACAACUAAGGGAUCAGUUAUCUUUGUUUCUCAGUCUAUCUUGUAGACUAAUAUUGAUCUAGUCUAUGUAGACUCUUGUAGACUAAUUGAUUGACUUGAUUGAUCAAAUUCAAAUUGAUAAAUUGAUCUUAGCAUUAGCCAUUUGUAAACAAAUAUCAUAUUUGUAUUCUCAUUUGAACUCAGAUUUUGAGGCAAGUACAUAUUGAAUGGAUCCAUAGGGUUUUUUGUUUGAAUCUGGAUAGGAUAUUUCUGUGCAAAUGUGCAAGUUGUGUUUCUCAUCAAUGUUGAGUACAGAUUGUUGAUAUAUCAUUGAACAAAUACUUAACGUUCUUCAUUAUAUACUAAAAUAGAUUAUUUUCUCAGGGUUUGAAUUGACGUCAAGCACUGUUCCAAUUCUAUUUUGACUAUUUUCAACUAUUCAAUGCUGAACAUUUUCAUAUUUCAAAUAAUGUUUUAUUGGAAUCAUUACAGAAACAAUUUGUGUUUACUUUAGUAUCAAGUUUUUAGAAGAUAAAUAGUUUAAUCAAUUGCAGGAAGUAUUCAAUUUUCUUAGUGACAAAUUCUAGGUGGGAUAUUGUUGAUUGCAGCUGAUUGUAAAUUUGUGUGUAGAAAUAAAUAAAUAAUCUAAAUAAUGUUGGAAGAGCUCAUUAAUUUAUCAAUUGUUGUAGUUUGAUGUUAGAGUUAUUUAAGAGAUUAGACAAUUUUGAAAUAGUUAUUUCUCCUAUCCAACAUUGGAGGCGCUUCAAAAAAUUGAUGAAGAUUUUCUUACAGUCUUAUUCUAUCCAAUGACUAUGAACACAAUUGAUGUCUUCCCGUAUUUCCUCUCUAUAGUUAUUUAUAUUAGUUCCCUUGGAUGAGUUUUAAAUCAAUAUUUUUGUCUGGCUUUCACAUUAAUUUGUUUGCAUCAUAAAUUAUAUAGUUUUAAUAUGUUUACUCUGUUAAACUCAAUUUCCCCUUCUUCUAUAAUGUCUAUAUGCAUUCGACUAAUAUUCAGCUAUUUACAAACUUGACAUGUAUUCAAUUUAUUGUAUUUUUUGGUAGCAUAUAAUACAAACUACGUCAAUUCAAUUGAAAAAGCCUACCAAUCUUAAUUAUUCUCUACAAAACCUAUUCUACCAUCCAUCGUUAAUUUCCAACAAUUUUCACUCAUUCUCCUAACACCUCUUACAUAUUGUCAAGACUAGUAUUGGAACUAUUUAGCACGUAGUAAACUUAUAUGUGAUUAUUAUUAGUUAGAAUAAAAGUGCCAAUUACUUCAACCAUUUACAUUUUAGAUUCCCUUAAUGGUUUCCAUAUUCUAGUAUUAUCAAUCGAAUAUAUGAUUGAACUGAUGUUUUUGUAGAUUUUUGAACUAUUGGAUUUUCCAAACAAUAUUAAUUUUUCCCAAAGUUUGAAAUGAACCAAAAUCCAAAUGAGCACGGUAUUUGAAUUGAAAAUCGAUGUUAUUGACAAUUUUCCUGUCUAGAGUCUAGGGUGUUGAACACACUAUGAACAUUGUCUGGCUGAUCUGGUUUUGAAAAUGUGUUUUUUUUUUAAUGAAAUACUACAAUCUGUGAUGAACCUAUCUUUUAUAGUAAAUUGUAAAUUGUUUAAUUUUGAACAUUCCUCAUAAAAUUCAUCAUAUUGGUUUCAUUGUGCUAUUAUUAUUCGAAUAUCACUUCAUUUAUUUUGUAAUAUAUUUAUAAAAUAAUGCUUAAUAAUACAAAAAUCGAAAUGAUAUCAUCACAGUUACAACUAGAAUAUUUCUACAUCACGAUUAUUUUUAUAUUAGGCCUAUAACAGUGUAACAAGUAUGCAUUAUAUUCGGAAGAGCAAUUGAAACUAUUUAUCAGGUUUUUUUUUUGUAUAAUAGGCAAAAUAUUAUACGCACAAAGUUGUUCUCUAUGUACAUGCUAUUGAAAAGGAGCACUGCUGGAGAUAGGCUAUAUCGUAAUACUGACUCUUAUUCUGUAGGGGAAUGUGAUUGAAAGCUAUUGAAUUUACUCUAGACAAGGGGGGAGACGACCCUAGUUUAGCAGCGCGGGCCAGAUUUGAUCCACCUGUGUUUUCCCUACGGUAUAGGAAUAAUAUUUUUUAACAUAUAUGUAAUAUGACUGUUGGAUAAAAGUAAUUCACUGAUAUGAUUUUAUAACUCACUGCAAUUGAAUAAUAAACUUAGAAAAUAACCACUGAAAAUAACACUGGAAGGCGGCAACCAUUAAAAAGUUAAUGAAAUCAAAUAAAACCCACUGAUAUUGAAGUAUUGAGCCGCCAAAACAACCCCCCCCCCACCGCGAAGCUUGUUGGCCUAUCUGGUAAACCAAUUGACCAAAUAAAUAAUAAUUGAAGAAAUUAGUGUUCAUCUCUACAUUUGAUUGAGAUAGAUGUCAUUGUCAAUAAUUCUACUAUAGUGAACACUUAAAAUCACUUGAUCUUAUUCCUUAAUACAGUUGAAUAUGUGUUGGUUUUAAGACAAAACCAUGGCGCCCUGUCAAGUGUGUUAGAAUUUGCAAUAUCAAUGUUUCUCAAUUUCACAUUGAACAAAGAUGAUUAUGAAAUUAUAUUUCCUUUACAUCUUAGCAAAAACAAUUUUCGGCCUCAAGUUUAUUCUAAUCACUAGUGACUUUUCUCAAGGAUAUGGUAAAACUCUGAAUGGUUUUUUGUUUAAAGACAAAAAUCGAUAUUCACAUUCGGCUAGACAGGUACUGCACUAUUUUUUUAUAAUUAUUACUGUAUUCUACUUUUAAGUUGUGCAAAGACUGUUGUGCAAAAUAGCUGUAUUCAGUACCUAUUGAAUUAUUAUUGUGAUCAUCAAGUUCAAGAAUUGAACUUUGCAAUUCAAAUUAUUUGUUGGAUUACAUAAUAAUUGAAGUUUUUUUUUAUUAAACAUCUACAUAUUGAAUGAAAUUCUAUUUAUCUGUAGGAGACCGGAUGAAAUCACUAUAAUAUAUUGAGCGACAACUAAAAUGUUUUAGCUUGUUGCAAAAAUUAAAAUAUCUAUGUUAUAUUGAAUAUUAUAUAUUAUAGUCAAUGUAGUGUUUAUAUCUAUGUGAUGAAUAUAAAUGAAUUUACAAAACUA